UAACAUUUUUACUCUGCCCCUCUGUCCAGUUCUCCAGCAUCGGAGCAUAUCAGGACGAAUGCUGGAUUUGGUCUAAAAAAAACGACUAAAUAAUAAAUGUCUAAAAAAUGCAUAAGUGUUUGUCGAAAAGAUAAGGAUCAAAAGUAAAGUACAAUUAAUCACUUCUGAAUUGGGCGAAUAAACUUUAAUCAUAUCGGGGUGGUACUGUUAGUUAGUUUGUAUUUACAAUGGGGUUUUGCGUAUAUUUUCGCCGUACGUGGACACCGGGCUAUAAUACGGAAAUUAUUGACCCCAACCUAGCCUACAGUUAUCAGAAGAAGCUCGACUUUGCCAAGAAAGUUGCGUGGUGGGUUUUUGUUACCACGCUUAUCGUUUGUGUCAUCAUUCUUCUCACCAGGUUAGUCUCCUCCUCGGCGAAUGAAAAAUUGUGCCCUACAGCAACAACUGCCGGUCGUUCUUACAGGGCUGCCGAUACGACAGAAGGCAGUGGGCUAACUCUGGAACUUAAGUCCGAUUUGCCAGACUGUGGAGGAUUUCGUUGUAAGGAUGGAACUUGUGUGAAAAGCCGUCACAAAUGCGAUGGCACCGUUCAUUGUGGGGACGCCUCAGACGAGACUAAUUGUACGUGCUUGGAUAGAGUUGGAUCCAAGAAAAUCUGCGAUGGCCUUGAAGAUUGUCCCAAUGGAGAAGAUGAACUAGGGUGUGGCUUAGGUUGCAAAGAGGAUGAAAUGAGUUGCUCCACCGGCAGAACUCUUGCUUCCCAUUGCAUAAAAAUUUCACAAAGAUGUGACGGAAUUAUUGACUGUUUUCCAACCCACAGUGAUGAGAAUGAAUGUUUCCGAGUUUCUACCUUAGAUCCCAAGACACGAGGCGUUGUUAGCUCUGGAAUUCUUCAAAAGCGAAUAGGAAAUGAUUGGCAUACAGUUUGCAAGUCUUCUGGUUCGGUUGAACACCAAUUGGUUAAAAAAUAUGCGAAAAAGACAUGUGACAUUAUCGUAGGGAACGUGAAUGAAGACCCAAAAAUAAAGACAAUAAAUGCACAUGACUUUGAAGGCGUGGAGCGACUUACAUACAUCAUCAAACUGGAGGACCAGGAAUCGAAAUUUAAUGCUUCAGCGUCAUGUAAUUCAGGAAAACUGUACCACAUCAGCUGCCCAGAACCUGCGUGUGGUUGGCCAGUGACGAAAUUUGACAAACCUCUACUAAAUGGGACUAUGCAGUUCGUUGUUGGUUCUAAUCAUUCCAGCAAUGAAAGAAACAACAACGGCGAUCUGACAACCAAUCCAGUUGGAGGAUAUGACAACCAUUUUGGAGACUGGCCAUUCAUUGUGGGAAUUUAUCGAAACGGGACUUUUCACUGUGGAGGCAGUAUAUUUAACAAAGAAUGGCUCCUUACGGCGGCCCAUUGUACUCAUGGAUUUGAAAAGUACGUGUUUGAAGCACAAGUUGGAAUGCUUCGGAGACACUCAUUUUCACCCAAGGAACAGACUCGUUUCAUUUCCGAAAUUCAUGUUCACGAACGUUACGACUCGAAGAUUUUCAUGAAUGACAUUGCACUUAUGAAGGUUGAUGUCCCGUUCUUUUUUUCAAAGUGGGUGACCACGGCCUGCCUGUCGACUGAUGUAAGUCAAGAUCCAUUGGCAGGUCACGAAUGUACAGUGAUCGGUUGGGGAGACUUGUCAGAGGAUGGAACUGGUCCUGACCAUUUGCAAGAGGUCAAACUUCCAGUAUUGCCAAAGUGUUUGGGAACAUUUACCAAAGAUAAUCUUCAGAUUUGUGCUGGUGUGUUAGAAGGAGGAAAAGAUGCUUGUCAAGGCGACUCUGGUGGACCACUGAUUUGCACCAACGACGAAGGGCGUCUAAUCGUUAGUGGACUUGUCAGUUUUGGACGAGGAUGUGCCCGACCUGAUCAAGCCGGCGUUUACACACGAGUCAGUGCUUACACGACUUGGAUAGAAAAUGUUACUGCUGGAAAUUCGAAGCAAACAAAGUUCCCCAAGGAAUGCAAUGCAAAAUGUGACCGGGAUGGGGGAGAAUGUCUAUUUCCAAAAUAUAUGUGCGAUGGACACGUCAACUGUCUGGCUGCUGAAGACGAAAUGAAUUGUCAGUUCCGAAGUCGAGCAUCCUCCACUGACGACGCUGAUGAAGAAGCUUACGACGAUAUCAAACGAACUGCUCAUGCCACCAAAGAACACAAGCACGAAUAUGGAUCCGCCAAAUUAUGUGGCCCCACAGAGUUUCAGUGCAAAACGACACAAAGCUGUAUUCCGCUAGAGUUGAAGUGCAAUGGGAAGUUUGACUGUAUGGAUAACACUGAUGAGAAACAUUGUGACUGCGGAAGCAUUUUGCAAAAUUCUCAUCCUCACCUAGUUUGUGAUGGAUUGCAUCAUUGUGCAGAUGGUUCGGAUGAGGUGGACUGUUCCAGCAGAGCUUGCAAUGGGACCAGUGGAAAAAUCAAGUGUCCUUUAUCUGAUUUAUGUAUCAGUGUUUCGAGAUGGUGCGAUGCAUCCGUUGACUGUUCAUUUGGCGAAGAUGAGAUUGACUGCGUUCGACUAAUGAAAUCACGAGGGAAACUGCCUGACCAUGAAGGAUUUCUGGAAGAUAAGGUUUCUAGGGGGUUGCAAUUUGGAUAUGUUGUUACUCGCCAGUCGGGAACAAAGUGGGGAAUUGCGUGUAAGGAGGACCUGGGUAAUUCAAUUGGAGAAAGUGUCUGUCCCACUUUAGGACUUAUUCCGUCUGAUCCAGUUUUAACUCGAAAUGCCCGAUCUAUGGCUGAUGAGUCGAAUGCCGUAGCGAGAAAGAAACGAGGGACUUCUGAUGCGAAAUGUCAACAGGGGAAAGCAAUUUGUGGAGAGGAAAGGACGUGCGGAAUGAGGAAGUUGUACUUGAAGGCGAACACUAAUUUUCCGAAGGCUGAUCAGACCGGGGCUUAUCCUUGGGUGGCCAUGGUCAUGUUGGAGGGCAACCCCAUCUGUCCUGGAACACUUGUGAACAAACAAUGGCUUUUGGCUUCGUCAAAAUGCAUUGACGAUAAUGUUCGAUCAACGUCGACGGAAUAUCUUUCAGCUACGACAGGUUUCUUGAAGACCAGCAGCGUUGUUACCAGCACGACGGAGCAGGUGAAACGUAUUAAUUCCGUGAUCAGAUUGUCGACUGGCCUUUCUCUCCUUCGAUUGGAAAAUGCAUUCACCCCCGACCAUUUCACGACUCCAAUAUGCUCCACUCCCAGCUUAAAAGAAGAUGGAAUCAUCCCAUCUUGUGUACGUGUGGAAUUAAUCAACGGUACAUUGCAUGAAAGCAGUGUAACGAACGAUCCUGCUUGUGAAGCGUUUGAUCACCCCUGUCUUAGAUUUACUGGUGACAAGUGCAAGCUUUCUACGGAGUAUUUUGUUUACUGCACGGUAAAUCAGUCAUCGUGGUUUUUGCUUGGAUAUGCCACUGCUGAAAAUGUCGCCAAAUGCACCGAAGACGGAAAGUUGAAACUGGAGAAUCCAUUUUACGGAACUGAAGCAUCAGAAACACUACAGCUUCUUAGUCGACCUGUUUCGACGGUGAUACAACCUCCAGGAUGCACCGGAACCCGUUGUCCGGUUGGAAACUGUGUGGGGAAUAAAUUUGUAUGCGACGGAAUUGCCCACUGUCCGGAUGGUUUGGAUGAGCGCAGGUGUCAACGCCAUUAUCAAACGCUGUUACGAUCGCAUGAUGUCGAAAAUGAAGACGAUUAUGCAAGUUAUGCAAAUGCAACUUGUCCAUUGGGUCAUUUUAAGUGCAAAAUGACAGGGAAUUGUGUCCCUAUUUCGGCCUUCUGCGAUGGAGCGUAUGAUUGUGGGUAUGACGAUUUUUCGGACGAACCUGAAGAGCACUUAUGCACUUGUAAGCACUAUUUGGAACUGGCUGCUCCAGGAACGCUAUGCAAUCCAAAUGGAGAAUCGACAUGUCCCGAUCGAAGUGAUCAGCUUGGGUGUCCGUGUCAGCCUGACUCAUUCGUGUGUAACUCAAGAUCUUCGUUCCCAACGGAAUGCAUCCAUAAAAAUUUGGUGUGUGACACGAUCAAAGACUGUUCCAACGGCUUGGACGAGGCGUUCUGCACAGCAGUUUCCACUUCUCUAGAGCAUCUCUCUAUGGACAGGAGUAAAAAAAGAUUGGAGGGGUACGUACUGGUUCGGGUGAAAGGAUCUUGGCAUCCAUACUGCACCGAUUUAUUGUCAAUGGAAAUGGGAGAAAGAAUAUGCAAAUUUCUGGGCUACCCUGUCAUUUUGAGCUUAGAGAAUCAUAAAGUGAAUGAUUUGAAGCAAAGAAGACCGACCUUGGGAAGAGGCAAUGAAUCAUCAAUUCAGGACAAGAGCCAUGAAACGCCGUUACUUUUGUUUCUUAAAAGUUCUCCAAGGUUUGAUACUGGGCCAAUUCAAAAUAUCAUCGACACAAAAAUAAAUGCAGUAGAGUACAAUUGUAACGUAGCCUUUAUAACAUGUUCCAAACCUUAAGUAAAUUGUUUCGUUGUGAAUCAGAGUAACUGGUAGGUAUAUUUAUUUGUAUGUUUUUCAACUUAGGUAAACUAUCUAUCUAAUAAGAUUUGUUAAAUAUUUAGAUAACAUUUCCAAAUUUAGACUUGGUUGCAAUCAGCUAAUAAAAAAAUUGUGAAUUA
Messenger RNA from Folsomia candida, 4645 nucleotides. Its product is annotated as serine protease nudel. Gene Ontology annotation, cellular component: plasma membrane. Gene Ontology annotation, biological process: proteolysis. NCBI's taxonomy places the organism in Eukaryota, Metazoa, Arthropoda, Collembola, Entomobryomorpha, Isotomidae. Gene Ontology annotation, molecular function: serine-type endopeptidase activity; protein binding. The coding region runs from base 228 to 4484 and encodes 1418 amino acids. The transcript is spliced from 34 exons. The record is from RefSeq and is a predicted model, not a curated record.